Molecule: messenger RNA, 12429 nt
Organism: Schistosoma haematobium
Lineage: Eukaryota; Metazoa; Platyhelminthes; Trematoda; Strigeidida; Schistosomatidae
Gene: UNC11
Product: Phosphatidylinositol-binding clathrin assembly protein unc-11
Exons: 17
Coding region: 7357-9168 (603 amino acids)
Biological process (GO): clathrin-dependent endocytosis; clathrin coat assembly; synaptic vesicle budding from presynaptic endocytic zone membrane
Cellular component (GO): extrinsic component of presynaptic endocytic zone membrane; synaptic vesicle; clathrin-coated pit
Molecular function (GO): clathrin heavy chain binding; SNARE binding; phosphatidylinositol-4,5-bisphosphate binding
Source: RefSeq, a predicted model, not a curated record
UCCGUCUAUAACCAUUCGAACCAUUCAUUUGAACAAGUGUCUGUUAUUUCUCAUUCGUUUCUGAACAUCUUUUUAAACCAUCCUGUAUCUACCUGGCUGUUUAUUUCUCGUAUAUACAGAAGCCAGAUGAGAGAAUGCUUCUCCUAUUCCAUAGUCUCAGAUUUGAAACCAUUGAACACUGACCUCCAUAUCGGGGAUCCUUUGAGGGGGAGGAUCAAACUAUCUCAUCGACAGUUGUAAUGUCUGCCAAAGCUGCGAGCAAGGUUGUUAAGCAGUUAGCAGGGAGUGGGACAGGUCAGAGCUUAAUGGAUAGAGUCACGCAAGCAAAGUAUAGUUUGGCAGGUUCUGGUCUCGGGAAAGUCGUCGCGAAAGCAACCACAGAGGAAAUUGGUGCUCCGAAGAAAAAACACAUUGAUUAUCUAGUAAACUGCAGUAAUGAACCUAAUGUCUCUAUCCCACUACUUGCUGGGCUUCUUGUGGAAAGGACACAAGAAAAAUCAUGGGUGGUUGUUUUUAAAGCUCUCAUAACUACUCACAAUCUUAUGAAUUUUGGGAAUGAGAAAUUUUCCCAUUAUCUUGCCUCCAAUAACUGUCCGAUUGACCUUCCACAUUUUAAUGAUAAAACAAGCUCUCAAUCUUAUGAAAUGUCCAUAUUCAUUCGCAAGUAUUCAAAAUACUUGAGUGAAAAAGUUUCUUCUUACAGAGCUAUGGCUUUCGACUUUUGUAAAGUGAAACGGGGGUAUGUUAUUUUUUAAUUUUAAAUUUGUUUUUACUCACGUAGUAUUGUCAGUUAUAUUUCGUGGUCAAAGUUAUUCCUAAGUUCUUUUCAAGUUCAAUUGUUUGGAGUAUCUUGAGGAAACUUGAGUUAUAUUUGUGUUGGCAUUUUUAGUUGUUCAUUUUUUGUAGGGUCUUGAGAUUAUUGUCAUUAUGUUUGUCGAUCAGUCAGUCGAUGGUUUUAUAUCGUCCGAUAAUUUAUUGUAUUUUAACACAAAGAUAUUGGUACAAGGAGGCACCAAGUACAUAUGCGCCACAUAAAUCUCAUUCGAUAUCUGUGAGGGCUGUGAUACUGCCCGGGUGCCCAAACCGAUAAUAGUCUAUACAGAGAGCUAGACUUAGUUAACUGUGUCCAAUUUCCGCUCUCCCAUUUGUUCUUUGCUCAGCUAUUGGUCCUAGAACGAUUAAAGCUUUUCAUAAAUUGAAGCACAUUUAUAUUAGGGCUAUUUCGUUCUGUGUCGUCAAUAAUAAAGUUGAAAUUCUGGCCAUUUUAAGAUUUCAAGCUGACUGGUUGCAAAAGUUGUAACCAAGCUAAGUAGUAUGUCUAAUAGUCUGGCAUUUCCACAUGUAAAGAGUAUCCCUAAGUCAUUUGUAAUCGUAAAUUUAGCUGCUUCCAUAAACAGUAUUUAUACAGUUGAUAUGUCCUUUGGUAAUGAAAAAGUGUUUAUUAGACCAAACUAUCAGUUGCAAUUACGAUAAGAUUUUGUUGGUUCUUAUCUUCAUACCCCCGCUUUUAGAUUCACAUUACUGUUAGAAUAAUUGCUUUCAGUUUUGUGAUUUUCCUGUUACAUUUCUCUAAUUAUUCUGAUUUUCAUGUUGUUAACGGGGUGCCAAAGCCGGAGCGUUUUUUACUUAUCCGGGUUUUCUCUUUAACUGUUCUGUUUUUUUGACUUUAAACAUUCCUUUAUGGUCGCAUGGCUCUGUUUUGAUUAGGCGUGAUGAUGGUGUUUUACGAACAAUGCCAGUUGAUAAGGUAACCUUUGUUGUGCGACAUUUAUGUUGUGGGUAAUGAGUUUUAUCACUAUUUGUAACCAAUACUUUGUUGUGCUUUUAAAAACAUGGAUUUUAGUUGAGAUACAUCAGAAACUUAUAUGAGUAGUUAUUUUCCUAGUUCGGAUUAGCCUUUACUGUUCGGUGUGAAUAUUUUUUUCGUUAUGCCACUUUCAGCUUCAUUUCACUUAUUGAUCCGUCGUGUUAUUUCAUACUUAAGACCUAUGUCAAUUUCAAAAUGUCUUGUGUCAAGAUGGGAUCACAUCAUAAACUUCUAGUUAUAAGCAUGAAGUUCCAUGAUAGAAAACAUCUGUAAUGAUUUAAAACACUAAGAUGACUCAGUCUUUAUCCACUUGGCUUCCAGCCAUCAUGUCUCAGGUUAAGAACUCGCUCCACGUACUUAGGUUUGAAUUGCCAAAAUUAUGUAACUCCAAGUGCUUAGGAUCCAAAACACCCUUAGAAUUAAAUUAAGUGACGACUCAACAGAAAAUAUAAUGUAAGAGGAUAACAACCUACCUUAAUUGAUAAAGAAGCCAUACUAAUUUACUUACUUGUAUAUGCGUUAUGUAAUCAACGCUCUUAGAUUCAGCCAGUCGACACUCAUCAGCCGUCAAACUUUGUCAUCUAGUUAAUGAACUACUCUUCAACUGACUCAGCAAAAUCAUUACUCAACUAGAUUAUGAGACAAAUCAUAAACAAGUCUAUUGCCGUAAAAGGCACUGCUGUGUUAUGAAUCUUCAGAAUCUCAAAAUUCGAGUUUCUACUUAAGAUCUCAAGUGAUUGACUGUUUUUUGCAUACAAUCUAUACAUAGUACUGUUACUGUUGGCAAGAUUUUGUAAGCUUUUGUGUUCUCUUGAUUAGUCAGAAAAUUCUGAGUAUAGUGUUGUUAUAAAUCGCUUUUCUUACGGUUAUGACUCAGCUAUUCCUAUUGCUUAGUAUUCUCGAGCACCGGUUCACUCGACAAGUCCCCAAAUCAGAACACGGUUGAACAGGAAAGAGAUUAUAUUCCAAAUAACAAAGUUAGUUGGAAGUAAGAAGCAAAUCAGAAGCACAAUAGGGAAAACGUCAGUAUAUUUAUAGUUUUCACAUAAGAAGAUUCCAGAGUAUUCUCCAACUAUCGACUAGUGCUGAUUGGAUAAGAAUGAGCCAAUCAGCGUGCAUCAAAGCAAUCAUGCAUUGAGCAUGCUUUAAUCCAGUCUAUGUCCCGCUAACACCUCCCCUUUGAGCAGAUUCGUAGGAUCUGGUGCUAGGGUCCAACUGCAACCGAGUGACUGGUCUGUGCUUUCGAUUAGUCCAUCGUCUAGGCAAUAGAGAAGUAUCACUUUUUUCUUGCACAGAAACUGACGUGUCUAUUCCCGGCGUUUUGAUUUCAAAGGUGUCUAGCAGAACAUCAAGAGGUAAUCGAUAUUGAAUCUUGUUGCUGGCUAUCGAAGUUGCUUUCAAUUGGUUAGCAUGACGUACCCAAACUUCUGAGCCAACUGACACCUCGUAAACCACACUCCCCUUCUUUUUCAAGAUCCGACCAGCUGUCCAUGUAGGAUGUUUCCCACGAUAGUCCAUAGCAAGCACUUUUUCUCCCACCGUGAACAAUCGUCUUUGUGCCCCGUGAUGUCGGUUGAACUGAUCCUCCAUCGAUAGGUUUCGUUGGGGUUUAAUAGCUGGCGUAGGACGGAUGACAUCGAAAUGUGUUCGUAUUUUUCUUUUCGGUUUUCUUAGUAACCUAUCACCUGUCUUCUUUGGAAGUACUGGGGUGUCCAAUGAUGAACGUGAUACGUUACAGACACUGUUAAUUGGUACAUCCAUUAUUCCAAGUUUGUCUAGCAUAUCUAGACCAAGAAGAUCAAGGUUCGGCCGUUCUGUUAGGUAACAUAUUUCUGUACAGUUAGUUCCAUUGAAGGAAAAUUCACACUGUAAUUCACCAACCAGUUUUAGCACACCACCUGAUGCGUUUUUAGCCGUUUUCUUAGAUGGCUUCAUUGGCGGUUUACCCAGCAAGUUAUACGUUUCUCUAGACACUAACGUGAUAUCUGAUGCCGUGUCAAUUUGAAGACGAGCUGAUAUGCCGUUUAUCUGGAUGGUAACAUACUUUCUCUGAAUGUCAUAGUUUGUUUGAAAGGCAGCUACCAAAGAAAGAGAUUUGGACUCGGCUGAUUUCACAUGUCGAGGACGUUUAUGCUUCUUUUUAGGCUGAGACGUACGCUUCGGUGGACAAUGACCUUCUUUAUGUCCACGUUUGUUGCACGCCUGACAUUUAUGCUUCUUGAACAGACAGAAUCGUGCAUAAUGCCAAUCACCGCGUAACCAGCAUGCAGUCCUUGGUUUGUUACGAGUUGUUACCGGCUUCUGAACUUUUAACCUAGUAGUAGUAUUGACACUACCGCAGGUUAAAUUAGGAUUUACCUGUUCAAUCAACUCGUUGUCGUGUCUGAUGCUUUGUAGACGCUUACACUCAUCUGUCAAUGUCCUGAGUGUGACGUUUGGGUCUUGAUCCAGUCGAGCUAAAAGUCUAGUCCUGAUCUCAGCGUCCUGUGGUGACUGAAGAGCUUUGAUGAAUAUUAAGCAUUUAAAUUGGUCAUCAGUCAACGAGCGUAACUUGAAACGUUCACAUUCUCUGUUGACGAUGUCUGCUAGAACACCAUAUUCAUCGGCUUCGCGUUUCACCAAAUUUAAACACCGAUAUCGAAUACUAAACAACGAGGAUGACUCGCCGAAUAUCUCUGACAACUGAAAUACCGUCUCCUCGAAACUGAGCUCUCGAGGUAACUUUGGCAAUACAUGGUCAGCAAAACGUGCAUGUUCAUUGCUUCCCAACUUACGUACCAACAAUCGGGUCUUCCACGCAUCGUCUUGGUUACAGAAUUCUGUUCUAAAUGUAUCUUCCCAACGUCUGAACCACGUGAGAAAAGUAUUUCCACUUUCGGGAUCAUAGAUGAAUUCUGGGAUGCUGCUAGCAACUGCAUCACAAGACGUACUUGAAAUAGCAUGUGAACUCGAGCUGUGGAUGUUGAGCUGUUGAGUCAGAGUCUCCAACAACCGCAUUUGUGCAUCAAGUUGUACUUGCUGUUGUUGUAGUAUUCGGUUAAGCUGGUCAUCUGAUAUGGGCAUCUUGAAUUUGUUUUCCUUUUUCCCCGUCGCCACUGUUAUAAUCUCCUUCUUACAGUUAUGACCCAGCUAUUCCUAUUGCUUAGUAUUCUCGGACACCGGUUCACUCGACAAGUCCCCAAAUCAGAACACGGUUGAACAGGAAAGAGAUUAUAUUCCAAAUAACAAAGUUAGUUGGAAGUAAGAAGCAAAUCAGAAGCACAAUAGGGAAAACGUCAGUAUAUUUAUAGUUUUCACAUAAGAAGAUUCCAGAGUAUUCUCCAACUAUCGACUAGUGCUGAUUGGAUAAGAAUGAGCCAAUCAGCGUGCAUCAAAGCAAUCAUGCAUUGAGCAUGCUUUAAUCCAGUCUAUGUCCCGCUAACAAAUGUUUUUACUACUGUUCAAGUUUUAUCAGGAAAAUAUUUUAGAAAAGUGCAACCAUAUUGCAACUUGAUCAAUAGGUUCGAUCACCGUUAAGAACUUUACAUACACACUGGUCAUUACUCACUGAUCAACUGAUUGUAAAUAUUUCUCAGUAUCAGGAAGUUAUUAGUAACCCGAAUAGUUCAAUGGUAACGUCUGCAACCGUGAAACUAAUUGACAUGGGAUCGAAUCCUCCAAAAAGCACCGGUUACCUAAAGAUUACAGGUAUACCUUAGCUGCCCGACCGUUGUUGCUACCUUGACGUGGUGGUCGGGCUUGCCUAUCGUGAUGAAGCAACCGAGCUAUGCUGGCUGGAACAACUGUUCCUCAAGGUCCUACCAUGUCAGACAGGUCGGUUGAAUAGCGGUAAGACUAAAAGCAACAAACCCAAGGUCCGAAGGCGAAGUCGUACUGCUGACUGUACAGAGGUGUGAUGGCAGUAAAAUGUUUCCUUCAGACAACCAGCAUGACAGCAAUGCUACCUUCCCACAAGGAGGGGUGGGGUUAGAAAAGGUCGAACCUAGAAAUGCACAUCUCACCUUAUCCCAUGGAUAUCCGUCCCCAGCGGUAAGGUCUCAUCAGGUGGGGAGCUAACAGGAAAAUUACUCACCAAAGGGUCGUGUGUGACUGACUUCAAGCUGACGUCCCCUGGGCACUGUGGUCAUUCUCUCAGGUCACAAAGACCACCUCUAAUCCAAUUUCCUUUUCAGGUACCUCCAGAAGAACCCUUCCACGGUAUGGGCAACCGGAAAGUGAUGACCUCUUUCAUACCUCUGACAGCACUCAAGAUCAAUGUAUUCAUAAUCAAUCUCCCUCUAAUUCCUAUUAUUCCUCCCACACUGACUUUCAACACCAAAAUUCAUCUUUUGGCUUCCUCCUCAAGUGUAACCAUAGCCGACGACUGUAGUGCGUAAAACACUAUCCCAGGUCAAAUGAAACCUCGCUCCAGAUUAAAAAUUGGAGCCUUUAACGUACGCACCCUAUGUAAAAUCGGUCAAAAGACCUCCUUGGCUAAAACUCUAGAGUCUCGUACGGUUGAUAUAUGCUGUCUCCGAAACACACAUACACGAUCCUAGUGUAAUCAUUCGACUAUUAAACACACUAAUCUUAGUUCAGAAUCUCUCGGUGUACAGGGUCAAAUGCUGCUUUUAGAUCAAGAAAUAUAAUUGUCGAACGCCGAUGAGCAUGCCUGUGCUCUAAAACUGACGUGACGAAUAGUGAAUAUGUUGUUGAUACAACCACGACUAGGUCUGAAGCCAGUCUGAUUUUCUCGUGUUCGCAGUUCACGAGUCUCAGGCGUGGAUUCUUAAAACUCACUUGGCUUUUGCCAACUCGGGUCACCUAUGGCGAAGCCUAGAUGUUAGACACAGGGUAUCAGAGAAUGGUGGUAUAUCAGUUGACGAGGUUGUGAAUUUUCAUCGACUGAGAUGGUUAGGACAAGUGUUAUGUAUGCCUGAAAACUGAUUACCAGGACGCGCAAAGCUGACUAGUGUUGGAUAUGUAUGGAAGAAACUUGCCUGUAUGGAUACAACAUAAUGUCUCUUAUGUUCUGAUAUAAAUUUAAUCCGAAUCAGUUCAACUCCCUGUGAAAAAAUAUAUAUAUUAAGUAACAUUACUUUCUAAACUUUUUUUAAAAUCUGUGAAUCAAUGUGUUAUUAAAAGCAUGUGUUCACUCAAAUGUUUUUUGUUUCCAAAUACUCUAGGGACUUUUAUAAUCUGAAAAUGAAUUUGUGUUAUGAAAGAGGUUUUUAACCCAUAUUCUCUCCAUUGUAACAAAAUUAAUUUUUAUGCAUAAGGGCAUACCGAACAAUUGAUCACACAGCUCACUCAUUAUUUCAAUUUUCACCAUAGGCUUGUGGAGAUUGUUGAAUUUUAUUGAUAUUGCGAACCGGUCUAAGUUAGAAAACUAAUUGAAACCUAGAGGAAUCAGAUGGUCGUUUCGUCCUAGUAUGAGACCCAUCAGCAGUGCACAUCCACGACUCUAAUCGGUAUUCAAACCCACGGCCUUUAACCUCACACAUGAAUUCUUAACCCUUAUACCACUGAAUCUGGAUCCAGUGGUGUACAGGUCAUACUUCAAUCAAUCCAUGAUAUUACAUGAUCAUCCUUUAUUGUUUUCAGUGAGUAACUUUCUCUCACUGGACAUUAUUGAACUACACUGGUUUAUUUACUUAGUGGUUAAUUCUACAAUCAUUUUAGUGUUUGGUCAUUUGUCUUUUUUUAUUCAGCUAUUGAAAGCUCUUCCUGUGAUGCAAUCUCAAAUAUUAACUCUAUUAGAAUUUGAUGCUCUGGAAAAAGACUUGAACAAUGCAAUUAUUAACGCUGCUUUCCUAUUAUUGUAUAAAGAUCUGAUUCGUCUAUUUGCCUCAUAUAAUGAGGGUAUGAUUAAUUUGAUAGAGAAAUACUUUACUUUGAAACGAAGACAAUGUCGUCUUGGCUUGGACCUAUAUCAUGCUUUUCCAGGUUUAUUAUCGAAGCUUACUGAAUUCCUUGCACUUGCUGAGAGUUUGGGAAUUGGCGAUAAGGAUAGUCUAGGUCUACAACCGGUCCCAGAGAAAGUUAUUCAAGCCAUGGAGCAACACUUACAAAUUUUGGAAAGUAAAAAGGGAUCAGAUGAUGAAGAUGAAGAGACUCAUACUUCAACCAAACCAAAUGUACCAAAGAAGCCAACACUCCCUGUACCUAUUCCAAGUCAAACCGUAAUCUCCACUGAAGCUAACAAGAUUUCUAGCCAUAAUCCACCUAAUCGAAACAGAGAUUACAAUGACGAUGCUGAAUCAAUAAACAAAACACAUGAUUCUAAUAUUCUGGAUCAAUCUGAACAAUUGAACGAUGAUACAACUGAACCGACUGUUGCAUCAUAUCCAACUUUGGUCUUAAAUGAUGAAGAUGGAUUACCUUCCGCUUUACAAGAGGAGAUAAUUGCAACUGCUAAAGGUCACUUAAAUGAAACACUUGUCAAGAGUUCCGAAGCUGUAAAACGUUCAACUCAACAAGGUGCAGUUAAAGUUCCAGUACAUACACAAUUGGGCAGAUCGGAACAUCGAACUGUAUCAGUGCCACCGACACGUUCACGAUCACCAUCACCAGCUCGUCCACCCCCAUCACCUAACCGUCAAUAUGAGAAAACUACACCGAAACAACCAUCGAUCAGUGCAAGCGAUAGUGAAGCAAUUGAUGAUGACAAUACUGAUGGUAUCAAUAAGACAAAACAUAAUUCAUCAUCAUUAGGUCUUAAUGUAGAAGUGAAUGCACAGACUGAUGCUUCAUCUGUAUGUGCUAGUCCUUUUGCUGGUGAUGAAGAACCAGUUGAACCGGUAACUGAUACUGAUACUAAUGUAUGGUCAAAUAAAUCAUCAGAAGCUCAUGUUGAACCAAUGCAUGGUAGCAAUCAACAUUCAGCAAUCGAUGAUUUACUUGGUCUUGACUUAUGGUCCGCUAAUGAUUCUAUUCCACAAACCAAUAUUGAACCUAUACCUUUCUCAGCUCAAACUGAGUCUGUUGGAAAGGAGUCUGAAUCAAAGCCUUCAGCUAUCAAUACUACUGCUACUACUACCAAUACAACAGGUCCUGCUUCAGUUUUUGACGACUUAUUGGCAUUAGAUCCUCUUUUGGAGAAAGAUUCCGUCAGUGGUGGUACUACUACUACUACUACAAAGAUACCAGUGAAUAAUCCCCCUACGUCGUUUAAUAAUUCACUGCCUCCAGGUUUAAAACCUGUUCCUUCAACUGUUCCAAUACGUCCUGCUGUUGUUAUGUCCGCAUCACAAAACAAGAAUCCACUUGAUGCAUUAGACAGCACCUUGUCGAAUUUGGCUUCAAGUUUAGGGGGUCAGCAAACCUGGGGCUCUACUAAUUUGAAGAAGAAACCACUGGCUGAAAGUGAGAAACCAACGUGAAUUUCUAUGGAUCAUCUAAAGUAGAGAAUUCUCAGAAAGAAUACUAUUAUCUCAUUAAAUAUAUACAUAUACUUAUAUCUCUUAUAUAACCUUUUUUCUUCAUUAUAUAUUUAACAGAAUCUCCUUUUUGUUCCUUACACUUUUUGUUGUUGUUGUUGUUGUGAUAAUUUUUGUGCAUUUAUGGCUUGCUGAUUAUCUUCCCAUUAUAUCCAUGUUUUCUUUUCCCCCCUGUUAGUUUUCGUUAUCUUCAUGAAUGCUUUACUACUACAACUAUGUAAUUCUAGCAUUUAAAGAAGAAAAAAAAACACAUUCAUAUUUCUCUUACAAUUUUAGUUCAUCAGUUAAUACAUAAAAGUAUCUUUAUUAUUGAUUCUUCAAUCCUAACAGUGUUCUCUGAAAUGAUCACUUUGAUUCGCUUAUGAUUAUUUAAAAGAAAGAUUUAUUUCAAACAAAGGACAAGUUCUGUUUUGUAGAAAUUCAGUAGAGUGUAGCUACGUGUUGGAACACAAAAUAGUUCGACGUUUUGCGGUCUAGUUACAUUAAGAGCUCUGUCUUUGUUAUGAUUCAUCUUUAACUAUUGCAUCCGGCUUCUAUUUUGGUAUUGUUAUGACUAUAAAUUUUAUGGGCCGAUUCAUGUGUAAGAAGUUGUUUGAUGGGCUAUAGGUUAUUGGAACCGAAUACAAAGUAAUAACUAAAACCAGAAACUGUAUUUUGGUUAUUCGGACUGAUGCUAAGUCGUGUCCAUUGUUAAUAUGGUCUGCUGCCCAACACGUUCAAGUCCUCUCGAUAUCACUGGUAGCCUUUACUUAGGAGUUAGUCAUCCGUACUAAGUGCGGAUACUUGUGCUCCGACGUCUCAUAAACUUUUAAGGUAAGCAUGUUUCACAAUGAUCUACCAGUGCUGUACUUUUGAAUUUAAAGUGUUGGUUUGUAUGCACGACCAUUGAGUGUACAUCAUCAUUAGCGGUUCUCAUUUAUCAGUUAUAUCCCCGUUUAAAUGAAGCUUAGAUGCUUGAGAUUUUGAGUUGCUGGUUUUCCAAUGGGUACGCAUGUUUUUAAAUAUUUUUUACUGUCAUCUUAAGAUCAGACACUAGGAGAGAUAAUUCGCACUAAUUUAACGCAAAAUACACGCUGCGGGCACUCAUUCGAGAUAUCCUCUUCAAUAAAGUUUCAGUUUGCUGAGUUUUAGUCCUUGCUUUGUAUACCGACUUUUAUUUGGGGUUUGUGAAAACGUACUCCGUGUUUCUUAAUAUUUUGUUACCUUUGGUUAGUACUUGCCAUUCUCUUUACGUUUUUUUAUGCAUGAUAUCGGUUGCUCUUGAUAAUUGAGUUGGUUCUGUCAGACAGAAGUUUCCACCUCAUCUUGUAGAUAGUAUCAUUGCUUACUCUAAGGCACUUAACAGUUGUAUUAAACAACAUGUCUUUCAUACUACGUAAUUUUGUACGAUACAUACUUUAGAGUGUUUAGUGGGUUAUGUGUACUGUUAGGGUAUUUUGUAUUAUCGAUAUUAUUUGUUAUUAAAAUCCUGUCUUGAUAUUUGCUGUCCCACUGAAACCAUUAUUCUAAGUUUUGAUUGAGUUACAUCUCCACAACUAAAUCGAUUACUGAGGAUGAAAGAAAGAAUUUACUAGGAAAAAAUUUAUUGAAUUUCGUGUGCUAUAUGGUUUAAUAAACCUAGAGAUUCGACGUCUUCAUUCUAUGUCUACUCAGAACCUUCUAUCUUGCGAAACUUAAGUGCGUGGGAACUGUUGAAAGGACUUACAGGUGACAGGUAUACUAGAAGCUAUAAUAAGCCGAAUGCUUAUGACUUAAAUAAGUCUUUUGUACGUCAGUCAUCUGAUGUCAUGCUCCCUAUAUCUAAAAUUUUUAAGAACAGUUGUGUUCCUACUUUCACUAAAAUUGAUGUCCGAAAAUGUUCUGCGUUAUCUACUUAAGAGUAUCUUUAAUAAAAGAAAAUUUUCCUUCUGCCCAACACUUGAUCCUGUGUCAUAAGCUCACAGUAUAGAUAUUCAGUUAAACUCUAUAAUGCGUACGUCACAUAACUGGUUCUCAGAGUUUAGAGAAACUGUUCGGUGGGAUUCUCGACUUUCAAUGUAGGAAAUAGGUAGCAAUGCUUACAUUGGAAUACUUUGUGGGAUAAUUAACGCUCAAUCGAUGUACUAGAUUAUCCGACACUGGCGGAAUAGAUUGCGCGCAUCGAAAAAAAUCGAAAUUUUAAUGUAAUAAGACACUGAAAAAGUAAUUUCAUGACACUCGAACGUACUAUGUUUGACUUAGAGAGAGGCCACUCGUAAAUCCCCAAAAACUGACAUUUAAGAGAGUCUAAAUAGUUCACGGAUUUUAGGUCUAUCGCCGUUUUUACAGCAUUUAUUUAUGCUAAAAACGAGCCAAAUACCAAAUUGUUGACUAACCAUGAUGUGACUGUUCAUUCUGUAUGAUGUUAUUUCAAUUCAUCCCAUUAUCUAUCGGAUAUUACCUUAUCUCAGCUGUAAGCUUUUCUGUAACAUAUAAGCACGUUUGGUAAAAUAACGUACUGAACAUAAAGACGAAUGUGAUACGCAAGGAUUUUUGAUAACGUUCCUGCUCUAAACUUGUUGCAUGUUAUUCUAAUCCGUAUUUUAAUUCACGAACGUGAAACUUUCAGGUUUAUGUAAAGAGUUGCGUUCUUAUUGUUUUUGGUGUUUCUUCACUGUCACUACAGUACUACCGUUAUGGUAGGAGACUUCUAAUCGCGAAAAUAUAGGAUAACCCUCUAACUAAAGGUAUGUGGUUGAUCAAAGUAAUGUCUAGUGGCACAUAUAGUAAAUUCAUUAAACAAUGUAAACUUUAUAGGGGAGUGCACGGUAGACCUAGAAAGGGAAGGUAAUUAAACACGACAAAGCCGAAUGGCAGAUUUAUCAUGAACUCAUGAAGUUUUUCCAUCAAUCCUUUAGGUUUUGAAACUUAGGAGCUCUUUCUUCUACUAGUAAUCUUGCAUUACUUCAACCACCAACAUUACUCAGAGGGCUGUUCCUAAAUUUCAUAGUUAUAUGAAACCUUUUACAAUGUCGUAAUAUUUUAAUACAAUUACCCUUCGGUUAGUUGAUCUAGAAAUUCUUAUUUGAUGUAUCCCAAAGUAGCGAAAUUUACUGAGGAUGACGGUCUAGGUGUCUAACGUUCAACCGUGAAUAUCGCAAAGUAGACUAUUUCUGGAUGCUACGAUACAAAGCAACAAAUAAAAUAGUUCUCAAUCGGAAGCUUUUACUCAUUUUUUAGCGGUUC